Oncorhynchus keta (chum salmon) is the source of this 4477-nucleotide messenger RNA. RefSeq names its product disintegrin and metalloproteinase domain-containing protein 19-like. Gene Ontology annotation, biological process: membrane protein ectodomain proteolysis. The record is from RefSeq and is a predicted model, not a curated record. Lineage: Eukaryota; Metazoa; Chordata; Actinopteri; Salmoniformes; Salmonidae. Gene Ontology annotation, molecular function: metalloendopeptidase activity. The coding region runs from base 487 to 3420 and encodes 977 amino acids. The transcript has 22 exons.
AAUCUUUUGGUAUAAAUGUUUUAUAGUAUUGCCAUGACACGUUCUGUAGUUCUGAACAUUCACAUUCGCCUAUCAUAUGACACAGAAUGUGUGACAAAUAGAAGAUCCUUUAUUAUUUUUGUAUAUGCUAACGCAUAGGUGUUAGGGCUACCGUUAAACAAUAUCUAGUCUUCAACCGUUUUCAAAACCGAUAGGCUCGCAGAAAUCGUUGGAGCGUCUCAGUCGAGCGCAAACACGACCGGUUAGUCGUAGUGUAAAUGGGAGUGUCCGAAAGUGAAAGGGAGAAACAGAAAAGAUGAGCUCUGCCUCUGUGGAUGCAACCCGAGCAGACGGAGCAAUAGACUAUUAUUGUCGUCAACACAUUUAGCCACCGCAUAGGAUAUGUCGACAGGCAGCUAUUAUUUGUCCUUUGCAUAUGCAUUUUUUUGUAUCGAUUUGUGUUAGUGAUUACAUUGUCCGGUUUAAAUUCUAACGCUUUAUUUUAGCAUGAGUCCGGGAGAACGGUUAACCCGAUUUCAUCUGAGUUCUGUAUAUUCCCGUCUGAGUCUGUAUUUGAUUGUCGUUAUAUGCUGUAUUGGGUCUUUUGUAUCCGACCAAAACGCUGCUGCCGAGGAGCAGAGAUGGAGCCCUCAGGAGAACAACCACAGGAUAGAACACCUAGAGAGCUAUGAGAUUACAUAUCCACACUGGCUGCAGCCUGCAAGACACAGGAGGUCCGUCCAUGGAGAGAAGCACCCGCCUGAGGCAGAGGUCCUCAUCACAGCUGAGGGAGAGGAGAUGACCCUCCGUCUGCACAAGAAUGAGCAGUUAUUGGCCCCCGGAUAUCAGGAGAUAUGGUACGGUCCCAGCGGUUACCGCCAGACCUCCUAUCCACCCAGCACUGGCCACUGUUUCUACCACGGUGAUGUCCGGGGUGUGGAGGGGUCCAGUGUAGCACUCAGCACCUGCUCAGGUCUCAGGGGACUGGUUACGGUGAACACCAGUGUCAGCUACCUGAUAGAACCCCUGCCCUCUAUCACCAUGGAUACACAGCCUCCUCACGCCGUGUUCCGAGCCGAGAACCUCCGUUUGCCCAACGGAACCUGCGGGCAACGCCAUAGCAACCAAGGCCAGGCGGAGGGGCUGGGUGACCUCAUCCAGGGAAUGAUGUCACCGUGGGGCAGAAGGGAGCGGAGAGACGUGGGCCAGAGUAUGAAGUAUGUAGAGCUGCUGCUGGUAGCUGACCAUGCUGAGUUUCAGAAGCACGGCGGGGACUUAAAAAGGACGAAAAGGAAACUGCUGGAGGCGGCUAACUACGUAGACAAGUACUACAAGUCUCUAAGUAUUCGUGUGGCAGUGAUCGGUCUGGAGGUGUGGUCUGAUCAGGACAGGAUCAGUGUGUCUGGUAACCCCUACAGUACCCUGGGAGCGUUCCUGGCUUGGAGACGCAAACAGCUACACACACUACCUAACGACAACGCUCAACUCAUCACGGGCGUGGCGUUUCAGGGCACCACCAUUGGGCUGGCCCCUCUCAGAGCCAUGUGCUCAGAGUACCAGUCAGGGGGAGUCAACUCAGACCACUCUGACAGUGCUGUGGGCGUGGCAGCGACCAUGGCCCACGAGAUGGGGCAUAACUUUGGCAUGAGCCAUGACAGCCCUGGGUGCUGCCAGGCCAAGGCUGAUGAUGGAGGCUGCAUCAUGGCUGCUGCCACUGGCCACCCAUUCCCACGUGUGUUUAAUGGCUGUAACCACCGGGAGCUGAGCAGGUAUCUGAGCUCUGGAGGGGGGAAGUGUCUGUUCAACCUCCCCAACACCAGAGCCAUGCACGGGGGGCAGCGCUGUGGGAACGGGUACCUGGAGGAUGGAGAGGAGUGUGACUGUGGAGAUGAGGAGGAGUGUUCCAGUCCCUGCUGUAAUGCCAACAACUGUACUCUGAAGGCUGGAGCAGAGUGUUCCCACGGAGUCUGCUGUCACAACUGUAAGUUGAAGAGUCCAGGUGUGUUGUGUCGUACUCCAUCCGGGUCAUGUGACCUUCCUGAGUACUGUGAUGGGAAAGUGGAGUCUUGUCCUUCGAACUUAUACCUGGUGGAUGGUACUUCCUGUGCAGGGGGGCAGGCCUACUGCUACACCGGCAUGUGUCUCACCCUGGAGCAGCAGUGUCAAUCACUCUGGGGGCGGGAUGGCCGUGCUGCUCCAGACCUGUGCUUUCAGAAGGUGAACGAGGCAGGAGACUCCUUUGGGAACUGUGGCAAAGACCUGCUGGGUAAAUACAGAGGAUGCAGAGACAGGGAUGCUAGAUGUGGUAAGAUCCAGUGUGUGAGUUCAGCCUCCAAGCCCCUGGAGACUAACGCUGUUCCCAUCGACACCACGGUCCGGGUGGGUAAUGGGAAGAUCCUCUGUAGGGGGACACACGUUUACCGACCAGGCCAGGGGGACGAGGAACAGGGGGACACACUGGACCCGGGACUGGUCAUGACUGGGACCAAGUGUGAAGAGGACUCAAUCUGUUUCGGAGGAGAGUGCCGCAACGCGUCUUUCCUGAGAGCGGAUGAGUGCAAUGCCAAGUGCCACGGCCAUGGGCUGUGUAACAACAAUCACCACUGCCAUUGUGACUCAGGCUGGGCCCCUCCCCUGUGUGACCAGGAGGGGACAGGAGGGAGUGUCGACAGUGGCCCUGUCAUUAACCACAGCAGUAUACGUCCUGUCCUGUUGCUCCUCCCCUUGGUUCUCUUUGUCCUAUUGGCUGCUGUGGGACUGUGGUGCUGCUACAGCCAUAAACUACAUAAAAACAUUCCUCUGAAGACCUCGGUCCCACCACCCAAGACAAGUUGUCCAGUCAGAUGUUCAGUCCCUGCUGAAGCCAAACAUCUACAAGCCAACAGUCUAGCCAAUGGUCACCUUGCCAACAGUCUUGCCAACAGCCAUGGCAACCCUACCUUCCUACUGAUGAGACAUGGCUCAGACAGGCUGAGUCCGUCCACACCUUGUCCCAGCCUCUCCACCAGGCACCCUGUCUUCUGUCCCACAGUUCAACCCACUCCUUACAUAGCCCAGCAGAGACAGGCUCUAUCCCAGUCCCAUCCCCAAUCCUCCCUCCAGCCCCAUUCCCAACCAUCUCUCCCGUCCCAGCCCCAACCCUCUCUCCAGCCUCUGCCUCAGCCCAAGCAUAAACCUCCUCCCAUCCCCAGCCACCAAGCCCAGCAGAAAGGACCCCUACAGGCCAUUCCUCCAGCCAUCAAGCCCCCCAGCCCCCAGUCCUCCCCCUCAACACCUCACACACACAGACCUGACCCUCCCAACAGACCCCCACCCCCCUGCCCGCUCUCCAAACCCCAAAUAUCAUCAGAUGUGUUACAGAGAGGAAAGUCCAAUCUGGCGCCACCUGGUGGAAAGAAGAAACCCAGCAGAUCCCAAAACAUGAUCUCAGGGAGGAGAUGAGGACCAACACUGGAACCCUGAGCUCAGUGAGAUUACUGAACAUCUCACUGGGUAUCUCUUCUCUCUCUGUGAGCUGGAUGUUUUUCCACCUGUGUCCAAAGAAGACCAUCAGCCUUUAUGAAGAACAUGACACUGUGGGAAAAGAGAGAGGAGGGCCACAGCUGGACACACAAGGUCUCAGUCUAAAAUGGCAACCUAAAAGUACUACACUAUAUAGGGAAUAUGGUUCCAUUUAAGAUCUGUCCAGGGAAGCCUCCUCUGUUGGUCCAUCUCAGUGUUUGUAUUUCAUUCUAACAACAAAGACAAAGGAGUUGCCUGAUGAAGAAACAUCUCUGGCUACUAGGCUAGAUGCCAGGCUAUGUCUUGCCUUACCUCUUGAAACCAGGUGUCCUGUAUACUUGUAAUAUUUAAGACUGGACUUUAUCGACUCAUUUAGUUCUUGUGGAUGCUACCUUAUACCAUGGGUUAACAGUAUCAUGUAUUGAUAUGCUGUUUCAGGUGUAUUUAUUUGCAAAGCUUCAGAGCAAAGAAACUGGUGUUUAAAGUCAAUGUACUGUAUAUGGUUUCUACAGGAGCAUGAGUCUGAAGCGAAUGUCUUAUAUUACGACAACGCCACACACAGAAUGAUGCUUAAUGCUUCUAGUAUGUGAAUAAACGAUAGGCUGGCCUAAGACGAGGGACAUCUCAAACGUUGCAGUAACUAUUAGAAAAGUAUAUAUUGUUUUGGUAAGACUGUGUUUUUUAAAAAUGUUUUGUAUAUUGUACUGUUCUUGUUGUGUUGGGUGCUAAAUUCAGGUCUUCUGACUGACUGAAUGAAUGUAUAUUUGUACACCUUGAAGGUUAAUUGUUCCUGUAUAACUACCUACAAGUAUGUUAUCUUUUGAAAUGUGAUGCAUAGGACAGCAGAAUCAACCCAGUUAUAGUCAAGCCCCUAAAAUCUAUGUAUAUAAAAUAAUCAGAUUUUCUUUUGAUUUAUCGUUGAAAUUCACCAUCUACCAUCGGACCUAUGCAAACAGUGUGCCUUCAGUUUGGUUUUAAAUAAACUGUUUCAAAACAG